AUGAAGGAAAAAUCGAAAAACGCGGCGAAGAGGCGGCGAGAGAAAGAGAACGGAGAGUUUUAUGAGCUGGCCAAGCUGCUGCCGCUGCCGGCGGCCAUCACCUCCCAGCUGGACAAGGCCUCCAUCAUCCGCCUGACCAGCAGCUACCUCAGGAUGAGGGCGAUCCUCCCCGACGGCCUGGGUGAUGGAUGGGGGCAACCAACAAGGUUUAGUCCUCUGGACAGCAUGGCCAAGGAGCUGGGUUCCCACCUUUUACAAACUCUAGAUGGUUUUGUGUUUGUUGUUGCAUCAGAUGGCAAAAUCAUGUACAUUUCAGAAACUGCAUCAGUUCACCUCGGUCUGUCCCAGGUGGAGCUAACAGGAAACAGUAUAUUUGAGUACAUCCACCCGUCAGACCACGAUGAGAUGACAGCAGUGCUGGGUCUCCGCCAGGCCCCACACCACCACUUUUUGCCUGAGUAUGAAAUUGAGCGUUCUUUCUUCUUGAGGAUGAAAUGUGUUCUUGCCAAACGAAAUGCAGGGCUGACAUGUGGAGGAUAUAAGGUCAUCCACUGCAGCGGCUACCUGAAAGUGCGUCAGUACAUGAUGGACAUGGCGCUCUAUGAAUCAUGUUAUCAGACUGUGGGCCUGGUGGCAGUUGGACACUCCCUGCCCCCCAGUGGUAUCACUGAGAUCAAACUCCACAGCAACAUGUUCAUGUUCCGGGCCAGCCUGGACCUCAAACUCAUCUUUUUGGACAUGAGAGUGGCAGAGCUGACAGGCUACGAGCCUCAGGACCUGAUAGACAAGACUCUUUACCACCACGUUCAUGCCUGUGACGUGUUCCACCUACGCUAUGCUCAUCACUUACUACUGGUGAAGGGUCAGGUCACCACUAAAUAUUACCGCUUGCUAUCAAAACAUGGAGGUUGGGUGUGGCUGCAAAGUUACGCCACCAUCGUCCACAACAGCCGUUCAUCCAGACCUCACUGUAUCGUCAGUGUGAACUAUGUCCUCACUGACAUUGAAUGCAAGGAACUGCAGUUAUCUGAAGAGCAGAGACAAGCCACUAAAUCUGGUCUCAGUCUCACUUCUUCUCAGGACCACUGCAGACAGCUCAGAACCAAAGCAGUCAAAAUGAAGACCAAAUUAAGAGAAGCUCCCUAUCUCGAGCAGGCCGCUCGCCUCUUCCAGCCGGACUUCUCAUGCUGCUCUUCACAAAAGGGGGUGUGGAAAGACAGAUCCCUGUACCCAGUAACCCCUUGCAAGGAGAAGAGCUCCAGCUUGAGACCUGAAGGAGCUCAGGUGUCCUGCAGCCCCGCUUACAGUCUGACUCUCCACUACCCCACCCAGCAGCACCUGAACGUUCAGAGCCAGCUGCCCAGCUCAGUUCCCUCCUCUCAGCUGUCUCAACAAAUCAUUGGCUCCCUGCAUAGCAAAGGAGCUGAUGGAUGGAGCAUCAGCAGCUCCACAGCAUCCAACAAAUACAGAGGGUCUGCACUGGCAGCUGACCGUAGGUACCCCGAUGAUUGUCCCAGUGACAUGAACACUCUUUCGAACAGCAGGCUGAAGGAAGAACUCUAUGAACAUUGCACACUCGUCCAUAGCAAAGUUUGUCCACACCUCCAGCCCCAUCCCACAAAGGAGAGUAAAUCUUUAAGCGAGGAUGUGCAACAUAAUGCAAAAGGUGAUCGGGCCCCGGCUUGCCCUCUGCUCAGCAGCCUGGUUCUGGGUAAAGGUGAACAGGGGGGCUUGUUGCAUGGCAUAGGCCAGUCUCUCCCCGUGCAGAUAGUUCUAGAGCAGAGGAAGAGGCUCUGUAUGACGGAGACCCCUUACAGCCACCUGGCUCCAGAAUAUCAACAACCUGCUCAUGACUACCAGCGCUUUGGAGCUACCACCAAGCCACAGUCCAGAUCCGCUGAGGACUUGAGAUUGCUGACAGGUACAGAGCCUGGGGUGGGACUCCCCCCCCAAGUUCCAUAUGUGUCUUUGAACUUUCAUCAAGUCUUGGGCAGACACGGUCCUAUUAAGGCCUCCCCUUUUGCCUCACUGAGCCAUAUAUCAGAUGACCAUGGUUACCAAGGUAAAGAGGUGGCCCCUAACAGCCGGAGCCCCAGCUCCAGCUCAUCUCCCGAAAGCCACAGAGAGACCCCACAUUACAUCGGCACGUCUGUCAUCAUCACAAAUGAGAGGUGACCUGAAACGGCUGCUCUGCAGGCUGUAGCUGUGUCUGCAGACAGCGCUGAGAGCUUUCUUUCUUCCAUAAUUUCUAUCAUGUAAAAAGGUCAACAUCAGCGCAGGUUCACAGCAUAAGCAGCUUUCACAAGUGUUUUCUUUGUGCUUAUUAUCCAACCUUAACCCAAACUUAGAUUAAAAAGAUUAAAAAUAAAAGGUAAC
Molecule: messenger RNA, 2376 nt
Organism: Archocentrus centrarchus (flier cichlid)
Lineage: Eukaryota; Metazoa; Chordata; Actinopteri; Cichliformes; Cichlidae
Gene: sim2
Product: SIM bHLH transcription factor 2
Exons: 11
Coding region: 1-2175 (724 amino acids)
Biological process (GO): regulation of transcription by RNA polymerase II
Molecular function (GO): RNA polymerase II transcription regulatory region sequence-specific DNA binding; protein dimerization activity; DNA-binding transcription factor activity, RNA polymerase II-specific
Source: RefSeq, a predicted model, not a curated record